This is a messenger RNA of Colletotrichum orchidophilum, 2526 nucleotides long. RefSeq lists its product as uncharacterized. The record is from RefSeq and is a predicted model, not a curated record. The transcript has 2 exons. Lineage: Eukaryota; Fungi; Ascomycota; Sordariomycetes; Glomerellales; Glomerellaceae. Bases 1 to 2526 code for a protein of 841 amino acids.
AUGGCUCGCAAAUCGGGCAACACUGCCCCAGCAGGCGCAAACAAGAACGCCGAUAUCAGAAGCUUCUUCGGGGCCGGUCGUGCUGCUGCCAAAGCAUCGUCUGCCGUGACGUCCUCGCAAGUCUCUCAAAAUUCCGCAUCCCAAUCCUCGUCAGCAACCCAAGAGCUCCAAGAUUGCAUAUUCGCGAGCGCUCAGACGCGAGAUGUGAAGCCGCAAAGAAAGGCGGCCGUGAGCAAGAGUCUGUCUCCAAAGAAGACUCAUGACGAGAACACGAAUCUCAAGGCCGCUAAAUCCUCCGCUAAGAGAGGUCCUACUCCAACCGCCGGCCAACGGCCUGCCCUCACGGCAUCCAACCUUAAUACCUCCAUGUCAUCAUUAUCUGAACUUCAAGACACACCAGUUCUAUCCCCACCAAUGCGGCGAGUUAUUCGUCUAACGCCAAUACGGCAAAGAUCACAAAGGUCACGAUCCGGCACACCGAAAGGGACCGUCACUCCAAAGACGUUACGGUCAGGUCGAAGUAACGGCUCACCGCGAAAGGUUCGCUUCUCAUCACUACCAUCUUCGCCUCGGCUGUCUCCUGAGCCCGAGGAGCCCAUGACACCUCGACGGUUGUUGUUUGGACAAAGCCCGGGGAGGAAAACGGCUAGCGAGAGCCCACGAGGAUCGCCUCCAGCUGGCGAGCUCGCUGACUUACCCUCAUUGCAGAGAGGCAAGCUGCAGCGCACGCCCAAGCGCGAUAUCUCAGGGGAGCCAAAGGUUGAUGGAACACCCAACAGCUUGCCGUCACUCCCGAGUCUACCCAGCUCCCCCGCCCUCCCAUCAUCUCCACCAACAACAAAGAAGCGUCCGAUUCUCACAAGAGAUGCAGUCAUCAAAGGGUCCGACGACGAGGACGAUGACGGUUCUUUGUCUGAUGACUCCUUUCCAGAUCUCGACAUGCUCGGCCCCACCAAGCCAAGGCCAGAUGGAACGCCAAAGGCCAAGAGACGGGCCAGACUGGUUCACAAGUCGCCUCUCACCAUCCAGCCAAAGCACAAAUUCGACUUCAAGACAUUGGAUGCCCACUCGAGGAGGCACGAUGUGCUGUUUGAGAGCCCACGACGGCCAGCUGAGCCUGCACCUAAGGAUGAUGUUAUGGUGGAUACCGAAGAAAGUCCUAGCAAAGCUCGCCAGAAGCUGAUCGAGAUUGCUGGUGUCAAGACUGAGGAAGAUGCGGACAAGGCGCUCCGAGCUAUGGAGCGGACUGAUGCCGGUGCCUCAAGGACCAGAUGGUACUUCUUCAAAAAGGAUGUGAGCGGGCUAGGAGAACCUGCUCCGUUCCCCAAGAAGUAUGCAAAAGGCCCCUGGUCUUUCCUCGAAAAGCCCGGAACAAGAGACUGGCACAUCAUGUCCGGAAUGCCGAACAAUCUAGCCGUCAAUGUUAUGUUCCCAGACGAACUGUAUCUCUGGAUCUUGGGCAUGGUGACUGUUGAAAAGUUUGGUGUCCUUCGGGGGGAAUACAGCAAGAUUGCCACUGCCAACGACAAGCAGGUCAAGCGCCUGAUCACGCCUCAACUGCUGGAAGAGAGCCUGAGGAGAUUGGGCGCCGCGGAUUUUGUCGGGGACGAGGUACUCCGGCCCGUACGAGAAAGUCGAGAUAUCUAUGCCGAUCGCGACUGGGAACCUCUCCAGUCGUUCUUGGAAUGGAUGGCCUACGUGGCCCAUCAUCUGACAUACGAAACGGUCGCGUACGCUGUUAAGAUACUCUUGCGCAUGGCGGCUGACAAGAUGGUCCUCGAGAACGUGGACGUUCUCAUGCAUCAUCAGAAUGCCUUGGCGGCUUUGGUCGAUACAGUCAAGGACAGUGUCUGGAACGAAUUUUGUACCGAGAUCUGCUCGUCUCUGUAUCACGGAUUCGACAAGACAUCGCUGCGGAUGUUGCCGCUCAUCUGCAUGCCCGUCACUUCGCGGAAGCUGCACGAACUGCGGAGACGCCUGGCGGUCGCCUUUUUUCUCCGAGACGCUGCUCUAGCCAACGAGCACCCUGAUGAUGUUAUCAGCCUUCGCCUCGUCAUUGCUCGGGUUAAGGACAGCGACUUCAAGAUCAACAACAAGACCGAUUACGUCAACCUAAAGGCUUUGGUUCAGCUCCUUGACAUGGCAGUGGACGACGGGGCUUUUGCGCGUGACGACGAGGACUUAAUUUACGAAAAGGAGUUCAAUGCAGAUAUUGACGAUCUCGCGAAGCGUCUCAAGGCCAUCUGGCGAGGCAUCAACGACACUGGAGCUGCGAAUCUAGCCCGUACAGAGGCCAAGAGCGUGCUUGAAUGGGUUGGCGAGCGUCUGACAUACUCGGUGAGAACCAAACGCCCUCCAACACAAAGCAUAUUUGGAGAACAAGGCCCGUCGUCGGCCAAGAAGAGGCGUCAACAAGACUUUAUGCAAAAGUUUGUCCGCUCUCGAAAGAAUAAGCCGUCUGAGAUGGACACCGGCAUCGAACCCGCAUCAAGCGAGGAUGAGACUUUCGUUACAGCAAUAGGUUGA